GCCCAACACACACGAGCGCCGCGCGAGCGUUCACAUCUCUCCAAACACCGCUGCCAGCCGCUUUAAAGUUACACUCCGACCGCAGAUAGGCGUUUUAUCGCGGGCUACGUUUUAUUUACGUGCCAUGCUUCAGUUACUAACUCGUUACUGAAAUUUGAACCGUUGAAUUCAGCCAACACAAACGAAGUGGAGCGCCUACAGCGACACAUUUGAGCCUUAUGAAGAUUGUUGAGGUCCCACCGUCAGGGCCGUGCGUCACAGGCCGUGAUGUGGGUAGAGUGUAAGGUGCUGGAGGCCGGCUGUGGAGGCAGAAGGAGGUCCCUGCGAUCAACGGUCAUGAGACUCCCCUGCUCCUUUUGGUUCCUGCUGCUGUUAGGCGCUGGAGGUCUUCUUCUGCUGCACCUACAGGACCUCACAGAGACACUCCUGCAACAAAACCAAGGUGCAAAGGUCAUAUUCCACCAAGAACAGGCCAUAAGAAAGGAACCGUGUCCUUAUUGUCCUGACAAUGACAGACAUUCUGAUCCAACAGAAGACAACUUUCCUAAACCUGCACAACCGGUGCAGCUUCCAGUCUUCCCAUGGGUCCAGCGUUCCUCUCUAAUCAACCCCAAAGACAUCACUGCUGCCCAUGUCACGAAGAGCCACCGUAAGCUCCUCCUUAAGAGCGGCCCGCUUGUCCAGCAGCUUAAUGCUGACCCUCCUGGCCAGAUCAAGGAGAACCCAGAGCGAAUGACUCAGGUGCAGCUGUCCCGCCAGAGGCUGAUGAGGGAGGUCUGUGCCAAAUACACAAGCGGAACAACCAAACAGACUAUAACCCGAAUGCAUGUGUCCCGUAUCUUUGUGGAGGACAAGCACAAACUCCUCUACUGUGAGGUGCCCAAGGCGGGCUGCUCCAACUGGAAGAGGGUGCUCAUGGUGCUUCAAGGUCUCGCUUCUUCCACUGGAGAGAUCCAACAUGACGAGGUGCAUUAUGGGAAUCAUCUCAAGCGUCUAGACUCGUUCGAUCAAAAGGGCAUCAUUCGUCGUCUGAAGACCUACACCAAAGUCCUCUUCCUGAGGGAACCUUUCGAAAGGCUAGUGUCUGCUUUUCGGGACAAGUUCGAAAGUCCAAACUCAUACUACCACCCAGUGUUCGGGAAGCCCAUCAUAUCGAAGUACCGCAGUAAUGCGACGCAGUACGCCUUGCGCACGGGAGCGGGCGUGACCUUCAAGGAAUUCAUCCAGUAUCUGUUAGAUGUGCAUCGGCCGGUUGGCAUGGACAUCCACUGGGAGCCCGUAGGACAUCUUUGCAGUCCCUGCUUGCUGGACUAUGAUUUCAUUGGGAAAUUUGAGACUCUAGAGGAAGAAGCCAAUUUCCUUUUGAGACGUAUCGGAGCUCCUAGCAAUUUAACAUUCCCUAGUUUUAAAGACAGGAACCCUAAUGCAGAAAGGACAUCUUUGGACAUCACAAGGAGAUAUUUUGCACAACUAAAUGUGACGGAGAGACAAAGGGCGUAUGACUUUUACUACAUGGACUAUCUGAUGUUCAACUAUUCCAAACCGUUUAAAGAUUUAUACUGAGGGU
Molecule: messenger RNA, 1567 nt
Organism: Onychostoma macrolepis
Lineage: Eukaryota; Metazoa; Chordata; Actinopteri; Cypriniformes; Cyprinidae
Product: carbohydrate sulfotransferase 8
Exons: 4
Coding region: 268-1563 (431 amino acids)
Biological process (GO): carbohydrate biosynthetic process; proteoglycan biosynthetic process
Cellular component (GO): membrane
Molecular function (GO): sulfotransferase activity
Source: RefSeq, a predicted model, not a curated record